This is a messenger RNA of Nicrophorus vespilloides, 1363 nucleotides long. Its product is annotated as zinc finger protein 622. Gene Ontology annotation, molecular function: zinc ion binding; nucleic acid binding. The transcript has 3 exons. NCBI's taxonomy places the organism in Eukaryota, Metazoa, Arthropoda, Insecta, Coleoptera, Silphidae. Gene Ontology annotation, biological process: ribosomal large subunit biogenesis. The coding region runs from base 117 to 1214 and encodes 365 amino acids. The record is from RefSeq and is a predicted model, not a curated record. Gene Ontology annotation, cellular component: preribosome, large subunit precursor.
AGUAAAGUUGUCUACCAAUUUUUUAUCAUCAUAAACUGUUAAUUUUCACGUGUUUUUGAAGAUUGUUGUAUUAAAUAGCGUUAAAAUCUAAGUGCGUAUAAAUAGAAUAAUACAAUAUGGAUUUCACAUGUAUUUGUUGUCGUGUGGCUUUCAAGGAUAGUGAAAUCCAAAGGAUGCACUACAAAACAGAUUGGCAUCGAUAUAAUCUUAUGCGAAAAGUCGCUGAUUUGCCGCCUGUAACAAGUGAAGAAUUCCAGAGGAGGGUUAUAGCUCAAAAGGCUAGUGACAAAUUGCAGCAGCAAGACACCAAGCAAUAUUGCAAGUGCUGUCGUAAGACUUUCAGCAAUUUCAAAACAUAUGAGAAUCAUUUAUCUUCAAAAAAACAUAAAGAUCUGGCUGAAAAUUAUGUGGAGCCUGUAGUGAAAGUAAAUAAUAUGGAAGUUGAUAAAAAAGAAGUUAAUGUUGAGAGUGAUGUUGAAGAAGAUGAUGAGGAUAUUGAGGAAGUUGAUUCAGAUGAAUGGGAUGAGGAUAUGGUAGUGGAUGUAAGAAACUGUUUAUUCUGUUUGCAUCAUAGUAAAAACUUGGUGAAGAAUUUGAAGCAUAUGUCAGAAAUACACACAUUCUUCAUUCCUGAUAUAGAGUUUUGCACUGAUAUUAAUGGUCUCAUUGAAUAUUUGGCACAGAAGGUUGAGCAUGGUUAUAUUUGUUUGUGGUGCAAUGAGAAAGGCAAGACUUAUUAUACAGCAGCAGCUACCAGAAAGCAUAUGCUGGAUAAAGGUCACACUAAAAUGAUACAUGAUGGUGCAGCUUUGGCUGAAUAUACAGACUUUUAUGAUUAUUCCACUUCGUAUCCUGAUGGGGAAGAUGAAACUGUUGAUUCUAACCAGGAGGUGGAAAUUCCUGAGAUGGAAGGAAACGAAUUCCAAUUGGUUUUGCCCUCUGGUUCUGUGAUUGGACACAGAAGUUUGAUGAGAUAUUAUAAGCAAAGUAUUGAUCCAAACAGGGUUGUUGUUGUAAGGAAGAAUACGAACAAAUUGCAUAAGGUUUUGGCCUCAUAUCGCGCAUUGGGAUGGACGCCGGAACAGCAAGAAGUUGCUGCAAAGAGAGCCAGGGAUAUUCAUCAUAUGAAGAGAUUGAUUUCCAAGUAUCGCAUGAAACUGGGAACCAAAGCAAACAAGUUGCAAACGCAUUUCCGGCAACAAGUCAACUUUUAGACAAAUUCAUUUCAUUAUUUAUGUUAUUACAAUAUAUAUAUGUUACUUUAUUUUGUUAUAUAUAAAUAUUUGUAGAAAUUAUGACAUAAAAACAGGCAAUUUUUGAACUUUGUUUUCUCAAUUGUAAUUAAAUUAUAUAGAAAUGAUAA